Lineus longissimus is the source of this 3059-nucleotide messenger RNA. Its product is annotated as glycerol-3-phosphate acyltransferase 1, mitochondrial-like. Bases 111 to 2666 code for a protein of 851 amino acids. Gene Ontology annotation, biological process: fatty acid metabolic process; triglyceride biosynthetic process; phospholipid biosynthetic process. Lineage: Eukaryota; Metazoa; Nemertea; Pilidiophora; Heteronemertea; Lineidae. The transcript is spliced from 19 exons. Gene Ontology annotation, molecular function: glycerol-3-phosphate O-acyltransferase activity. Gene Ontology annotation, cellular component: mitochondrial membrane. The record is from RefSeq and is a predicted model, not a curated record.
CUGUGUAUACCGAUUCGAAUGACGCAAUAGCGCGUAAACAUCAUAAUCAUCAAUGGCAUAGGCCUAUGGCCCCUCUACGCGAACAUGCAUAAAAGAAGUAAUCUCAAGCAAUGGGUGACACACUAAAGAAUCUCCAAGGUGUCUAUGAACGCUGGGAGAAUAAACCUGGCAGCAGUAGAAAUGUUAAUGGCUAUGACCCCGCUGUAAAUGCUGGCAAACAGGCAUGGAGGAAAAAGUUUGGUGACAACAUUGGUCCGGCACCUCAUCAGCGCACCAGGCGCUACAAGAACACAAUACCAACAUUGCCAAAGAACUGCCUUCUUGGUGAUUUCAAGAGCCACCCAAUGAGAGCCGAGCAUGCAAUCUUCAAGAGGCCAUUUAUGGGGAGGUGCUGCAACUGUGUGCAGAUAAGUCGGAAUACCUUUUACACUGACAAUGUGACGAUGGCUGGCUCAAUGAAUAUAUUGCGGGUCGAUACCGAGGACAGGGGCCAAGGUUUAUUUACCAAUCUGUUCUGCCACAUUGCGUACGUGAUGAAGCGCGACAUCAGUCACAAAUAUCCAGAUAUCACAAAGGCUGUGCUCAGCAGUGACAGAAUUCAAGAUGCUAUAGAUGAAGAAGUCAUAAAUACUACUGAAGACGCAAAGUUGCGGUUUGAUCGAGAUAAUUACGAGAAAGUUAGCAAAAAGUGUCAGAAGAGGGUCACAAAGUUGCUAAAAAAUAUGAAAGCUGCAAUAUCCAGGAAACUGAUCCGCUUCACAGGUUGGUUCCUACUGAAGUUACUUGGCAGUCUUCUCAAUUCUAUAGUGGUGCAUCACGGACAGAUGGAAAUGAUCAAGAAAGCAUCUCAGAAACAUAAGCAUGUGCCUUUAAUUUUCCUGCCCCUUCACCGAAGUCACUUGGAUUACAUCAUCCUGACCUACACUCUGUUCCACUGGGAUAUCAGCGCCCCCUAUGUAGCUGCUGGGGACAACCUCCGAAUACCAUUCUUCAGUUUCCUGAUGAGAAGUCUUGGUGGCUUCUUUAUUCGACGGAAAUUGGAUCGGCAGACAGGUAAAAAAGAUGUGUUAUACAGAGCAGUGCUGCAGUCCUACAUGUGUGAGCUGCUGAGGGAAGGUCAAUCUAUUGAGUUCUUCAUCGAGGGGGGAAGGUCAAGAACUGGAAAAGCCUGCUUCCCUAAGGCUGGCCUAUUGUCUGUGAUAGUUGAUGCAUACUUAGAAGGUGUCGUUCCUGAUGUUUAUAUUGUCCCACUGAGUAUCAGCUAUGAGAAGAUCUUGGAUGGAAACUUCACUAAUGAACAGAUGGGUGUCCCGAAGAAUACGGAAACAUUCUGGAUGGCUGUGAAAGCAAUUUGGAGACGGCUUAGGGCAAAGUUUGGUAAUGUCCGUGUAGACUUCUGCCAGCCGUUCUCAUUGCAGGAGUACCUUGAAGUGGCACCAAACUUCCCUGGCAUGCGCAAACUCCACUCAAGUGGCAACAACAGCAGCAACGACGAAAGCAAUCCGAGUCAAGGUCAAAUCCAACGGAUAUCGGGGAGUAGUGCAUCCUUGUACGGCACAGAUGUGGUCAUCGAGGAACAGAGGAUGAUGGUGCAAUCAUUAGCAGAGCAUAUUGUUUACAAUUCUGUGAAUGCCACAGCAAUAAUGUCCACAAAUCUGCUUGCAUUUGUGCUCCUCACACAACACAGACAGGGGGCGUGUCUGUCUGAAGUUGCCAUGACGUUCGAGUGGUUGAAAGAUGAGAUCACAGUAUUGAAAGGGCGUGAUGUGGGCUUCACUGGUGAGACGAAGGAUGUGAUAUUUUAUGCUGCCGACGUGUUAGGGGAACAGCUGGUGUCUGUGGCGGAACCUGAUGGCGCUGACAAGGAGAUCUUCAUCAGUCCCAACCUCUCUUUACCCAACAUCUUUGAGUUGGCAUAUUACUCAAAUGUUGUGACUGCCAUAUUUCUCUUUGAGAGUGUUGCAGCUGCUUCUACCUUGGCUUGCUCAGAAGAUAUCAUGACCAACUCAAGCCCUCAACCAAUCUCCGUCUCGAAGAAUCAACUCAGUGAUAAGGUCAAGGAACUACACCAACUGCUCAAGUUUGAAUUCAUGUUUGCUCCGAGUUGUGAAUCGCAGGAGAUGCGGGUCCUGGACGGAAUCGACAUCCUCAUGACCAAAGGUGUCUUCAGUGCCGAGGAGGAGAAGUAUGGCACCACUGAUGACCGUCGAGCUGCUCAGCGCCUGUCGUCCAUGGUAUCCUGGGAUGAUGAGGACUCCGACGAAGAGGGUUAUGCUGAUGAGGUGCUCAAGGUUGAUGCAGAGAGUGACGGCUUCAUCAAACAUUUCCCAUUCCUCCUGAAUGUAUUGGGUCCAAUCAUCGAAUCAUACUGGGUCACAGCCUGUCACCUUCUCAAGCUUGUCGAGGCAGACAUGGAAGAGCAAGCAUUUAUCAAGGAGGUCCUGCGGAUCGCUCAAGACAGAGUGACCAAGAACACUGCCUCGUAUGCUGAGAGUGCCUCAUUUGAGACGAUAAAGACAGCCAUGAGAAGCUUUCAACACGAGAAGGUGUUAGAGGUGUAUUACCUGAACGAUGUGAGGAUGAUCAGCCUGUGUGAUAACUACGCCAAUCUCGAGGAGGUCAGCAGCUUUGUGGAAAAAGUCGAGGAAUUCCGGUGCUAUAUGUGAAUAAAAUGGAGAGACAGACACGGACAAUAUCCUGGUCUUAUGCAGAAAGUUACUACAUGAAUGUGUCUUUUAGAUAAUGGUGUACUCUGGCUGACCUUAAGCUGACCUCAUGCUUGUAGCUGCACAUAGCAUCUACACUUUCUGAACGGGUAGAAAUUAUAACUGCACUGCUAACAUUUUGUCUGCAUGCAUAUGGAACCAAUUGUGGUGCUGGUGGUGCUCAACAAGUGCACUAGAAAACUUGUUUUAGUAGGUUUAUAAGUCUGGUGUUAAGAAUAUUUCGUAUCGCUCUUUUGUGUAGUUGCAGACAGCCAAAAAGAUAUGACAUUUGUGAUUUAAAUAAAAGCUGUAAAUAAUAGAGAAUCUAACAAAUAAAAUAGCAGUAAAGUAAAA